This is a messenger RNA of Phyllopteryx taeniolatus (common seadragon), 2223 nucleotides long. RefSeq names its product zinc finger protein 79-like. The coding region runs from base 1134 to 2222 and encodes 362 amino acids. The record is from RefSeq and is a predicted model, not a curated record. NCBI's taxonomy places the organism in Eukaryota, Metazoa, Chordata, Actinopteri, Syngnathiformes, Syngnathidae. Gene Ontology annotation, molecular function: DNA-binding transcription factor activity; RNA polymerase II cis-regulatory region sequence-specific DNA binding. Gene Ontology annotation, biological process: regulation of transcription by RNA polymerase II. The transcript is spliced from 4 exons.
GGUUCAAACAAGAGUUUCAAGACAGGGUUAAGGCCUCAAAGUAGCGUUUCAAGCUAUGUUUGGGGGUUUUAGACCAGUGUUAGGGUUUCAUAUUAGGUUUUCAACCCUGAUUUCGGGAUUCAACCAGAGUUUAGAGUUUUAACAUAUGGUUUCAAGGGAGGGUUAGGUUUCAAAUUCAGGGUUUCAACUAGACAUUCGUGAGUAUUGAUACCAGGUGUCGGUAUCGGGUACCUAUGAAUGCUCCUGAUACUUAAAGACAUAAAAAGAAAACCUGACAUAAGUCCUCCUCGUCAGUAGUUGACGCUACACUGCAGCGGUUUGACACAUCUGCGAAUCAUCAUGUGCGUCGUCAGACAGAAAGAGAUGUCUUUGUUUACAGUUUUCUGUCGUUGUGUUAUUUGAAAUGUUACGUAUCAAACGUACUGGUGGUACAAGGGUAAGAGUCUCAAAUUAUUGUUUCAAGCCAGGGUUAGUGUCUAACAGAGCACAUUCUCUCCCAUUUACGGAGUGUCCCUGAACACACCUUGCGCAUGUAAACAUGAAUGGCAGCCGCACUGAAUGGGUUGCCAAAUACAGUGUUUAUCCCCCGAUUAAUGAAGGCUCGUAUAUAAUGUGUUCCGAUGGUUUUUUUUCCCUGGAUUUUUGAAUGAAAAUGAACUUUAAUUCUAAAAGCGUUCACAGACGCCAGAAAGAAUGCGUUCUCAAUAACGUUCAUCAGGCAGAAAUGAACUAAGUUGAGUUCACGUUUGCCCAAAAUAUGAACCAGUUCAUGGAACAACACUGGUUAGUUGGGGUAUCCAAGUAGGGUUUCAAGCCAGAGUUAGGGUCUCAAAUUAGGCUUUCAAAAAAAGAGGGUUUCAAAUUAGGAUUUGAAGAGAGGUACAGCAUUUCAAACAAUGAUUUGUGUUUUGAGCCAGUGUUAGGGUUUUAAGUUAGGGUGUCAAGACAGUUUUAGGGUUUCAAAGAAGCGUUGGGGUAUCAAAGUAGGGUUUCAACUUCAGCCAGUGUUUGGGUUUCAAGCCUUGGUUAGAGUUUCAAACAAGGGUUAGGGCUUUAAAGUCUUCCUAAUCGCUAAAUGUGGAACAUCAUGUGACCAACGUGGAAAACAGGAUAGCUGAUUUCCUGCGUAUACUAUGCUAACGAGCAUAACUACCGAAAACUUGGUGGUAGACAGAGGAAGUGAUGGAGGAAAUGCUCCACAUCCAGCAGGGGAAAUCAAAUGCCCUGAGAUGGAAGACGCCAACGUUUCCUUCGCCAUCAAAGAAGAGAGUCCGGAUGAGGCUCUGUGGAUCAGGGAUCCAGCCGGCUCUGGUCAGGAAAGAACACACCUUUGUUCAUCUUUGCAGUACCAAAAUGUGUCCGAGGGGUUUGAGGAGGACCGCCAGAAGACUGCCUCUAACUUUGGGGACUCGUUCGCAUCGGGCAAGCAUGGCGGCGAGGCAAGCGGCCUCCACUUGCUGGUCAAAACGGAGAAGGAGGAGACGGCGUGCCAGCUUGGCGCCACCAAACAAAACCAACUGGCUGACUUGUCCCUGGACGAGCGCGACCACCAGCUGUGGUCAUCCAUCAUCGACGGGGACGACAUCGACUCUGCUUUCCCGGACUUUUCCAGUGUGGUGGACGAAUAUUCGGAUGCCUUUCCAGAGCAGCCGCGAAAGUCGGGCACCGUCUCGCAUCCGCCCUCGCAGCGGUCUUGUAAUAGCGCCUACGAUGGCGAGGACCCGGCGUCCUCCACCUUUCCACCCAGACCUCAGUCGGACCCACACAAGGAGCAGGUCUACCCGCAAAGGCGUCCCCAAGUCGGGGAACACGCGGACGAACUGGCAGCGACCGCCUCGCAAGGCGCUUUCGCCCACUCUGACACAACCCACCGGCCCUUCCCGCGAGGCUUUGCCUGCGCGCAGUGCGGCAAGACCUUCUCGCGCCUGCACCAGUUCAAGCUUCACCAGCAGAGCCACAAGCGCAAACGGGCCUUCUGGUGCGCCGUGUGCGGGAAAGGCUUCCAGUGCUCGUCGCACCUCAGCAUCCACCACCGCACGCACACUGGCGAAAAGCCCUACGGCUGCCUGCAGUGCGGAAAACGCUUCACGCAACAGAGCAGCCUGCGCGUGCACCAGCGCACACACAGUGGUGAGCGGCCGUACAACUGCACACAGUGUGGAAAGACCUUCAUCCUCAUGCACCACCUCAAGCGACACUGCGUCAUCCACACUUACGGCUGAG